AUGAAGAUGUUUAUCGCCCUCCUGGUAGCCACGGUGGCGCUAGCCGCCGAAGGAUCUUACGUGUCCACAGCGUGGCCAGCACACUCCGUAGGAUGGAACAACUGGAACGGUUGGAAUGGAUGGAAUAAUGGAUGGAACAAUGGCUGGAACGGAUGGAAUGAUGCCGGUGUGUUGAGCUACCCGUACGCCAAAUCGUGGUCAUCUUCUUGGAAGGCAGCUCCGCUGUACAAGGGCUGGAACGGAUAUUACGGUGGUGCCGAUUCCUGGGGCCUCCCCUGGGGAUCCUAUGCAAAUGACUGGGGACAUCACGGAGUCGUAAAGACUGUUGUGCCUGCCAAGGUUAACUCGUGGGGACUGCCAUGGGCAUCGUACGGCGCUGGAGCUUACGGAUGGGGACACUAG
This is a messenger RNA of Sabethes cyaneus, 402 nucleotides long. Its product is annotated as bifunctional endo-1,4-beta-xylanase XylA-like. Lineage: Eukaryota; Metazoa; Arthropoda; Insecta; Diptera; Culicidae. Bases 1 to 402 code for a protein of 133 amino acids. The transcript is spliced from 2 exons. The record is from RefSeq and is a predicted model, not a curated record.